Molecule: messenger RNA, 1889 nt
Organism: Vitis riparia (riverbank grape)
Lineage: Eukaryota; Viridiplantae; Streptophyta; Magnoliopsida; Vitales; Vitaceae
Product: DNA mismatch repair protein MSH3-like
Exons: 8
Coding region: 2-1675 (557 amino acids)
Biological process (GO): mitotic recombination; mismatch repair
Cellular component (GO): nucleus
Molecular function (GO): ATP binding; ATP-dependent DNA damage sensor activity; mismatched DNA binding
Source: RefSeq, a predicted model, not a curated record
GAUGGUACAGUUCAUUUCAGUCACGCAAGCUAUUUUAUUUGCUGGGAAACAACUUCAGCGACUUCACAUUGAAGAGAAAGAUGUUGAUGAGAAGGGGCAAUCAAGGAGUGUGCACUCUGUUUUGUUAAGAAAGUUGAUUUUGACAGCUUCAUCAUCUGGUAUAAUUGGGAAUGCUGCAAAACUAUUGUCCACCCUAAACAAAGAAGCAGCUGAUAAAGGGGAUUUACCUAACUUAUUCAUUAUUUCAAGUGGCCAAUUCCCAGAGGUUGCUAAAGCAAGGUCACUGGUUCAAUCAGCAAAGGAGAAAUUGGAUUUAUUAAUUGGAUUGUAUCGGAAGCAGCUUCGAAUGAACAAUUUGGAAUUCAUGAGUGUUUCUGGGACCACACAUUUGAUAGAGUUACCUGUAGAUGUAAAGGUACCUUCAAAUUGGGUGAAGGUAAAUAGUACAAAAAAGACUGUUCGCUAUCACCCCCCUGAGGUAUUGAGUGCCCUAGAUCAACUAUCUCUGGCAAAUGAGGAGCUCAUGAUUGCAUGUAGAGGUGCUUGGGAUAGUUUUCUAAGGGCAUUUGAUAAAUAUUUCUCUGAGUUCCAAGCUGCUGUCCAAGCUCUGGCUACUUUGGAUUGUCUGCAUUCACUUGCCAUUCUGUCAAGAAAUAAGAAUUAUGUUCGUCCAGUUUUUGUUGGUGAUAGUGAACCUGUUCAGAUGCAUAUUUGUUCUGGUCGUCAUCCGGUUUUGGAGACAGUAUUACAAGACAAUUUUGUCCCAAAUGACACAAAUUUGCAUGCAGACGGAGAGUACUGUGAGAUUGUUACUGGACCAAACAUGGGUGGAAAGAGUUGCUAUAUUCGCCAAGUGGCUCUCAUUGCUAUCAUGGCCCAGGUUGGUUCCUUUGUACCAGCAUCAUCAGCAAAACUGUGUGUGUUAGAUGGCAUCCACACCCGAAUGGGCUCCUCUGACAGUAUCCAGCAAGGAAGGAGCACCUUUCUAGAAGAACUGAGUGAGGCAUCUCACAUAAUCCACAAUUGCACAUCACGCUCAUUGGUUAUCAUCGAUGAACUGGGGAGAGGCACAAGUACACAUGAUGGCGUAGCAAUUGCCUACGCUACAUUGCAUUAUCUUCUGGAGCAUAAGAGAUGCAUGGUCCUCUUUGUCACCCACUACCCUAAAAUUGUUGAUGUCAAGAAUGAAUUCCCAGGCUCUGUGGGGGCAUACCAUGUUUCAUAUAUGAUGUCACAGAGAGCUAUGGAUAUGGAUACGGAUAAAACAGGCUCAAAAUCUGAUAAAAAUGCUCAAACUAUGGAUCAUGAGGAUGUCACCUACCUUUAUAAGCUUGUGCCUGGCGUUUCAGAGAGAAGUUUUGGGUUUAAGGUUGCACAGCUUGCACAGCUACCUUCUUCAUGUAUUCGCCGAGCCAACAUCAUGGCUGCAGAAUUGGAAGCAAUGAUUGUCAGCAGAGUGAAAAACAGUUCAGCACAAAAGACGUUACAAGGAUCACAAGAGAGCAUCUCAAUACAAUCUGGUUGCUCCGGGGCAGAACAAAUAGGCCUGGAAGAAGAUGCUUGCAGGGAGUUCUUUUUGGACUUGAAAUCAGCAUUGGGCAAUGCUGAUCCCGAAAGAAGCCUCCAGUUUUUGAAGCAUGCUAGAAGCAUUGCAAAAGAGUUGAUAGGCAGAUAAAAGAGAAGAUCCAGAAAGCAGAAUGGCAUAUGUAUAGGAUGGAGAGGACAUUGAUACUUGCAGAUACAAACACACAUACAGAUGGUGAAUGUUUUCAGUUUGUAGAUAAUUUUUGUGUGAAGAUUUUGUAUUCGGAUCCCUCCUGACAGUUGCUUUUUGUACUCUCACAUGUACCUUCCAGUUUCAGCAAUGGUUUUUCUUGAGCUCCUUCAUA